Messenger RNA from Thamnophis sirtalis, 1764 nucleotides. Its product is annotated as carnitine O-palmitoyltransferase 2, mitochondrial. Gene Ontology annotation, cellular component: mitochondrion. Gene Ontology annotation, biological process: fatty acid beta-oxidation. Gene Ontology annotation, molecular function: carnitine O-palmitoyltransferase activity. Lineage: Eukaryota; Metazoa; Chordata; Lepidosauria; Squamata; Natricidae. The record is from RefSeq and is a predicted model, not a curated record.
AUGCUGUGGGAGUGCGCGGUUAGCUGCCGCCAGUACUGGAGGAACGUGGGACAGCCGGAGGGGAUCGUGUCGGAGCAGGACACUGACCAUCAUUUCGUACAUCGAAGCACCAUUCCUACCAUGCAUUUCCAGCCCAGCUUGCCCAGGUUGCCUAUUCCUAAACUGGAGGACACUAUUAGUAGAUACUUAGCUGCUCAGAAGCCGCUAUUGAAUGAUGAACAAUACAGACUUACUGUAAAAAUUGCUACAGAGUUUGGAAAAGGAGAGGGGAAGAUCAUACAUCAUGAUCUUCUUGAACAUGAUCGGAUUAAUAAUCAUACAAGUUAUAUAUCAGGACCCUGGUAUGACAUGUAUCUUUCUGCGAGAGAUUCAAUUGUUUUCAACUACAACCCUUUCAUUUCUUUAAAUCCUGAUCCCAAACCUGGAUACAAUGAUCAAGUGGUUAGAGCAACCAAUCUUGUUGUUUCAUCGUUAAAGUUUCUUAACACCUUGAAGAAUGACUAUUUACGGCCAGAUAUAUAUUAUGUAAACCGCAAAUGGGGUCAAAGCAAAAUGUUCAAACACUUCAUCCGUGCUCUUCCAUCUAAUCUAUCCUGGUAUGGAGCAUAUUUAGUGAAUGCUUAUCCUUUAGACAUGUCACAGUAUAAAUCUCUCUUCAAUAGUACCAGGAUACCUAAUUUAAGUAAGGAUACAUUAUUUACAAGUGAAUUUGCAAGACAUUUGUUGGUGAUGAGAAAUGGUCAUCUUUAUGUUUUUGAAGUACUGGAUCCGUUUGGUAACAUUCUACAUCCAUCUGAAAUUCAAGCUCAUUUAGCACAAAUAAUAUUUGAUGCUGAUCGUUUGCCUAAAUUUGAACUUUCAUAUCUCACAACUGAAGAAAGAAAUACUUGGGCAAAUGUAAGGCAGCAACUUGUCCAAAACGGUAAUGAAGAAAACUUGAAGAAAAUUGACAGUUCAGUCUUCUGCCUUUGUUUAGAUGAUGCUUCCCCGCAAGAUGAAAUUGAACUCACUCAUUGUUUUCUUCAUGGAUAUGGUUUUAAUCGCUGGUUUGACAAAUCCUUUAGUAUGAUUGUCACUAGUGAUGGAAAUGCGGGAAUAAAUUUUGAACACUCUUGGGGAGAUGGUGUUGCAAUUCUGCGUUUUGUUAAUGAAGUCUAUAGAGACAGUACAGAGCAUCCAGCUCUUGUGCCAGAAUCCAGUCCAGCUUUAUUUGUUCCAGCUUCUGACAAGCUUGAAUUUAAUCUGAAUAAUUCAAUAACAUCUGCAAUAAAUGCUGCACAUAUGAAAUUUAAUGAAACAUUGAAAAGGUUUACCGUAAAAGCAUUUAGAUAUGAAAAAUAUGGGAAAGAGUAUAUAGUGAAUAAAAACUUGAGUCCGGAUGCUGUGUUUCAACUUGCUUGUCAAAUGGCUGUUUAUCAUCAAUUUGGAAAAUUUCUUCCUUCUUAUGAAGCAUGUAGUACUGCAGCUUUUAAACAUGGUCGCACUGAAACAAUUCGACCAACAUCUAUGUACACUGUAAAGUGUACAAAAGCAUUUAUUGCUGAACGAGGAAAGCAUAGCAUUCAAGAUAAGAGAAAUAUGAUUGAAGAAUGUUCGAUGUACCAUAGACGCUUGCAGUUGGAAGCUACAUUAGGUUAGGCCUUUUCAAUACUUUGUUAUUUUAUUUUAGUCUUGUGAUAAAGUCUAGGAAUGAUACUUACGUGGACUGUCAAAUAAUUUGUGUCAUUUAACCUUAUAGAAUAUGAAAAGAAUGGGAUUUCUGUU